GCCAAGGUUGAUGAAUGCAGUUUUCAGAACAUGGGAAUUCACUUGGGUCCCCUACGUAGUGUCCGUGAUAAUCAGCAACCCAUCUACGUACCCUGGUUGAUGCUGCAGACCAAGGAGGAGUGUCGCAACCACCGCACGAGAAGACAAAAGCCACUAACCCUCAAAAGCUUUCUGCUCCUAUCUAUGAGUCAUAAUCCUCCGUGGAGCAUCUGACGAAGGCAAAGUCUUGGUUAUACGCAGUUGGGCCCAGUCAUGAGCUACCUCUAACGCUCAAUGCCCUAAGGGUUCGGUCAUGGUCAUGAAAAGCGCCCGCCUAUCUCGCUCUAUGCUGAAAUGGCUUCCACUGCGGUUUUCAGUACGGCUUCCAGUAGCGGGCAAGUCCUUCCCACGGACUAUCAACACCGGCGCACGCUUGAGGCGACCGAGCUCUCAUCCUGAUGGGAAUUCGUUUGAUAUCAGCGGAUCCAACGGUGCUGUCAUAUCUGAAAUGGCGACCACACACCUUCCCUACUCGGAUGCCCCAGUACCAGGCAAACACGUUCACGACGUGAGCAAAAAAUACGACAUCAGCUUUCCCAAAAACUUGAGAAAGUUGGGAGUCAAACUUCUGGGGAACUAUCCGGCGCUCAGUAUACAGUUUAGCCAGCACCAUUGCUUCGACAACAACUCGAUGCGAUGGCUCGACCGCAAUGUCCACCCCGCUGCUCAGACGGUGCUGGACCGCUAUAUUGCCCAGAAAAAGAUACCUCUGUGGUACCGGGCUAUUUCUGCCCAUGGGGCCAGUCCUCUUGUAUCGUCAGAGGCGAAACGACGCAUCAAACAAGCAUUGCGACUAGCACUUGGGGUCCACGGAUACGAUCCUGACGGGAGAAGGAUUGUGCCAGAUGGGGAGGAGAGUGCCAUCAAGGACCUCUACGGCACGCUGAAGAUCACAUGCCAUAAAUCCCAGGACCUCUGUAAGAUGGAGUUUGCGAAUUUGCUAAAGUUGGUGAAGCCUAUCGUCACUGCUGCCGAGCUAGAAAUGAGGCGAGAUCAUGAUGACAAUCAUAUCACGUCAGGAUCUGGGGUUGCCAAACAUCGAGCGCGAGAGCUAUAUCCAUUACGAGAGCCUCGGAAACUGGGAGAGCCAACUCAAUGGCGAGGGCCACGGAAAUCACUAGAUCUUUGGAGACCUGAAGAGGCAAGGAAAUCUCUAGAGCCACAAAAACCUUACAAGCCUCGGAAAGCAGCAUACGGCUCCCACGAGGUAUCUUCCUUUCAACAGCCAAUUUGACGGCUUGUGGGUUUAUAAGUGAUAUAUAAUAUUGUAUGUUAGCUGUACAUUAUACUCUCGACUAGUGAGCCAAGUUUACAAAUACCCGGAGAAUGACAUUUGAAAUUUUGCGAAUGAAAACUAAAGUACGACG
Pseudomassariella vexata is the source of this 1406-nucleotide messenger RNA. RefSeq lists its product as uncharacterized. Bases 293 to 1273 code for a protein of 326 amino acids. NCBI's taxonomy places the organism in Eukaryota, Fungi, Ascomycota, Sordariomycetes, Amphisphaeriales, Pseudomassariaceae. The record is from RefSeq and is a predicted model, not a curated record. The transcript has a single exon.